UCUCCAUGUUUAUUUUAAUUAUUGUGGUCUAGUUUUUCAGUCUUUAAUGAUCUUGGGAUCUAGGGGACAACACUCUCGGGAGUCAGUUCACAUAGAACUUAUACUUUGCACCUAGUACUGAGGCUUUGAGGGCUUUCUGCUGCCAUAAGUGACCACCUUGCUUUCUCCAUCUCGUAUUUUGGGAUCACUUUGAAAUACAAGGCUGCUUAUUCUGUGCUAAGUGUGGUAAGGGAAGCAGAUCACUUUGGGGACCAGCUAACAGCGAUUACCAGUCAGGGCUCCUCUAUCAGGGAGGAUCAUCUUCCUGCUGAUAGCCAUGAUGCCUCUAACUGCCAUGCCCGGUACGCGCUCCCUGAGCCCAGCUGCCUUGUCCCGCAGCCUGUCCCGUCUCAGGGAAUACCGUACACGCUCCCGCAUCAUGCUGUGCCUUGGGGUCUCACAGAUGGUGCUAGGAUGUCUCAUUGUGGCUGUCAGUUUCGCGGCUUUGGCUCUUACCACCUCGGCCAGGGUUAGGCAUUCGUGUCCCUUCUGGGCAGGCUUUUCGGUACUCUUGUCAGGAUUGAUUGGUGUUGUCGCUUGGAAACGACCCCUCUCACUUGUUAUAACCUUCUUCAUGCUGCUCUCUGCUGUGUGUGUCAUGUUGAACCUGGCUGGCUCCAUUCUCUCCUGUCAAAAUGCUCAACUGGUCAGUUCACUUGAAGGCUGUCAGCUGAUAAAUUUCAACAGUGAUGGAGUAUGUGUUUGCUGUGAAAUGCAGCAUCAGACAUCAGGCUGCAGUAAUCCUGGAGAAACUCUGAAACUCAACCCUUUACAAGAGUGCAGUGCUGUGAGGCUGACACUGAAGGACCUGUUGUUCAGCGUGUGUGCUCUGAAUAUCAUCUCUACCAUUGUCUGUGCUUUGGCAACUGCAAUGUGCUGCAUGCAGAUGGUUUCAUCUGAUGUUCUGCAAUUGUUUCUGCCACACAGAGGGCACUCUGCCAACAUGGAAUGUAUGAUGCCUCAUGGUACUAUUCUUCAUCAGAUGCUGGAUUUUGAUGAGUUUAUACCGCCUAUUCCACCUCCACCAUAUUACCCUCCUGAGUACACUUGCACACCUGUCAUGGAAGUACAAAGAGGGCUUCACUUGGAUUUUCCACACUCCCCCUUCAGCACUUUAUAUGAAGUCUCCAUUAAUAGCCCUGGGAUUUUGUAUCCAUCUGAGCUUCCUCCUCCUUAUGAAGCUGUCAUUGGACAAACCCCAGCCAGUCAGGGAACCUGCAUAGACCAGCAAGUGACAGAUUGUAGCCUGGGUGACAGGAAUACUACGGCAGGCUUCAGUACACAAGGGUCAGUUGACAGCACUUCCAUAAUGGUUUCUGAAGUGGUUGAUAUCCCAGCUCACAGUUGCUCAUCAGAAGAUCUAUGUUCACUCGAAGUGCAGGGAUCUUUGCGGUCUGCAGAUUUUUCCCCUUAUAGUACCAUACGUACUGCUGCCACAGGAAGUAGUUGCGCCAGUUUAGAACACAGCCUUCGUUGUGGCUUUCAUCCUAACAACUCACAAUGCUCUCCUGAUGAUGAUGUAAGUAGAGCAUCCACGGACCGCUCACAAUGGCACGACUGUGAAAAUUACACACAAUCCAGAUCCUUGGACUCAUCGACUGAGAACUUCAGUACAUCAGAAAGAGAAUCCCAGCUCCCUGUUAAAGAUAAAAAACUAUCUCAGUCUUUGAAACCUAUAAAAAUUUGCUGUGGUGUAUUCAGUCAACCACCUGGGCAGUGUCAACCAUCACCCAGUUCUCAACCCGCAAACCCAGCUCAGCAUUCAGGGCGUCUGGAAAAGACACUACAACACCACACCAGAAAAUAUAGACUUGCAAAUAUAGUCCGAUCUACUAGUGACCCUGUUUCCUGUUCCUCCAACACAGAAGCUCCCUCGUCCUGUCCUCGUAUGAAUGCCUCUGCCUGUCAAGAUGCUGUGAACCAUCAGAAAGACACAAGGAAAAGCAAUCAUCGAAUAAAACCAAAAGCAUUAAAAAACAUUUCUAAAGAAAGGCCAAACUCUUUAGUGGACCUAAAGACAUACAAAGACACAAAGAUUUUAGUGGCAAAGUUUUUAGAACAUUCUAGUUGCCACCUGUCUCCUGAAGUACAACACGUGGUCAACAGUAUUAAAUCUGUAAUCAAAUCAGAUGAAAGGCACAUGGAAGAAGCCAUCUUUAGUGCCAACAUCAUAGACCAGGUCAUUACCAGCACUCAGCAGAACAUGAAUAUUUCUAGAAAACGACUGCAAGAGGAUCUACAUCUUCGUAGUUGUGGUGCUCUGAGUUCUCCGGUAACCUUCUUACACAGGAUCCAUAUAACACGAGAUGUAGAUCAGGACAGACCACAUAGUUUAAUUGGAGUCUGCAGAGAAACCAUUCUCUGAUAACCAGUUUUAAAGAUUGCAUGAAGACUAAGGAAAUCAAUUGCAGCUAACAUUUUUGAUAUGUCACCAGCACCAGCUAAAUCAUGGUAUCUCCUUUUAGGACAUGUUCAUGCAUGGAACAACAGUCAAAAAGACCAUAAACAUGAAGAUGUCUCUGAAUGUAAUAGGUUUUGCAACAGCAAUGCAAGCUUUAUUUCUACACAAAAAAAGCCUUCAUAGAAAAAGACCUGGAAUUGAUACUUUUUUAUUUCUGAAAUAGAGAUUUAAAUAUUGCUGCCAUGUAGCUUCAUUAGACGUGUUUCAUCAUCUCAACAAUGAUCAGCACCUUCAAUGGAAUCCUGAGGAAGCCUCAGAACUGCACACAGUUUUCAACUAGAACUUUUCUGCUGCACCAAUCAUAGGUGUUCUAAGCUGCAAGGAAUCCACUUUCUCAAGAUGCAAGCUUUUCUACAACCCAUGUGUGGUAUUACUUGCUGUACCUCAAGUGUUUUCACAAAGUGUUUUAAUUAAAAAAGAAAUAAAAUGUACAAAAUCUGA
Molecule: messenger RNA, 2941 nt
Organism: Bombina bombina (fire-bellied toad)
Lineage: Eukaryota; Metazoa; Chordata; Amphibia; Anura; Bombinatoridae
Gene: ENTREP2
Product: endosomal transmembrane epsin interactor 2
Exons: 11
Coding region: 317-2404 (695 amino acids)
Cellular component (GO): membrane
Source: RefSeq, a predicted model, not a curated record